Molecule: messenger RNA, 855 nt
Organism: Meloidogyne enterolobii
Lineage: Eukaryota; Metazoa; Nematoda; Chromadorea; Rhabditida; Meloidogynidae
Source: the annotation of a GenBank genome assembly
UCGAGCGAGCCGAGACUUUUCACACGAAAAGCUCGAAAACGAACCGAAUCGAAAAAAACCCAACUCGAAAUUAUUACGACCUCCUGCAGCUUGUUUUACAUAGGAUAAAUAACUACAACCCCUUUUUAUGAUUCGGACCAGAAUUAUCUGUUUUAUAUAUUUUUGAUUAAAAAUGAAUUAAGUGAAUAAUUUUUAAAAAUAAUUUAUUACUCAUUUUAUUUUAAUUUUAUUAAUUUUUAGGUAUGGGAUUUUAUGGUAUGUUAUUAUUUAAUAUACUUCAUUUAUCAAAAAUUUAUGAGAAAUAAUUUUAAAGAUUGUAUUGUACCUUCAGUAAUUGUCAAAAAUAUGUUUCAAAAUGCUGGAUGGACUUCCCCAUAUACUCCUUAUCAACCAGAAAUAGCACAGGGACGCUUAGAAAGUCUUUUAAAUUUCCAGACCAUGAUAUCUGAUUUAACUGGUUUACCCUUUGCAAAUGCUUCAUUGUUAGAUGAAAGUACUGCUUGUGCUGAGGCUAUUGCUUUAGCUGUUCGUGUAACUAAAAGGAGAAGUUUGUUUUUACGUUGAGAAAUUCUGAAAUUUUAUUUCCGAGUAAAGAACAAAUUUUAAAUUCUUAAAAUAAAAAUUUGUAACAUUUAAAAAAAUUUUUGUCAAAAGUAAAAAUUCCAAGAAAAAUUCAAAAAAAUCCACGAAAAAAUAUUUGUUCGAUACUCAAAGACACUGGGGCCAAAAUUUAGCCAAAAAUUUCAAAAAUAUCAUAAAAAAUCUAUAAAAAUUCAAAGCAUAUUUGAUCGGUUAUAUGCUGACAAGGCUUUACUAAAAUUUUAUUUUUCGCGUGUAUCCUUAGAAAUCGUGAUU